AUGACUGAUGAUGCCAAUGAAACAGAGCAACCAUUAUCUGAAACAUCUCAAGAGAAUGCUCAAGAAAAUCAAGAAAUAAUAACUGGGAAAGAGAUUUCUGGUAUUGUUAAAAAGAAAAAUAUACCACCAAGUAAUACUUGGAAGCAUUUCGAAAAAAUAUUUGAUAAUAAUGGAAUCCAUUUACAUUCAAUAUGUAAUUAUUGUAAUCAAAAAUAUGCUGCAAAAUGUUCUACAACAACUCUCACUGAACAUUGGAAAAAAAUCAUGAAACAAUUCAGCCAAGAAAAGAAGAAUGUUUACCAUUCAGAACAGUAG
Messenger RNA from Entrophospora sp. SA101, 315 nucleotides. The record is from the annotation of a GenBank genome assembly. NCBI's taxonomy places the organism in Eukaryota, Fungi, Glomeromycota, Glomeromycetes, Entrophosporales, Entrophosporaceae.